This is a messenger RNA of Microdochium trichocladiopsis, 1933 nucleotides long. RefSeq names its product Mo25-like protein. Gene Ontology annotation, biological process: intracellular signal transduction. The transcript is spliced from 4 exons. The record is from RefSeq and is a predicted model, not a curated record. Lineage: Eukaryota; Fungi; Ascomycota; Sordariomycetes; Xylariales; Microdochiaceae. Gene Ontology annotation, molecular function: protein serine/threonine kinase activator activity. Bases 465 to 1595 code for a protein of 376 amino acids.
AUGUGCUGCUGGUGCUACUGCGAGUAAACAAACAACAUCCACCUCCCGGCCAGACAAGCCCAACCGGCAGGCGACCAGACCAGCGACUCGUUCGACCAAAUGCAGCCCUGUCCUGCCCGUCAUACAAGCCGCCGUUAAGCAUCCGCCAGCCACUGUCCUGCUGCCCCGUCCCUCGAUCGAAACCCGCCGGCUACUUCAACUGCCCAAGCCGACCUGCCUGCAUCCUCGUCCCAGACUACAACGCUCACCUCGGCACCUCGCCACGACCGCGGCCGAAGCACUGCCCUCUACCCUAGGCCACGUCUGGUUCCACUAUGCGACGCAGUCUUCUGCUUUCUCAGCACAUUGCUUCGAUUGUUUUCUAUUCGUGAAACCACCCAGCUCGGCAGCAUCCCUAUUUUCGAUCCAGCUACCUGCUCGUGGUUCUGCACCCAAAUUAGACGGUCUUAUACCAAGCCGGCAGCAUGUCUUUCCUAUUCGGCCGAGGCCGCACCAGGACAAACACUCUGGACCUCUCCAAGCAGGCGAGGGAUCAUGUCUUGAAGCUCGACGGCCCCGGCGGCCCCGCCAAGGCCGAGGAGCUUGCAAAGGUGCUCGCCCAGAUGAAACUUAUCCUCCAAGGCACACCAGAAGCAGAGAGCAGCCCAGAGCAGGUCUACCAACUGGUUCAGGGCCUCAUAGAAGAGGACCUUCUGCUUCUGUUGGCGCAGAACCUGUCUCGCCUACCUUUUGAGUCCCGCAAAGAUACCCAAGUCAUCUUCUCCUAUGUGUUCAGAUUUCGUCCACCUACGGCCUCGCCCAAGACCGAUCCUGUGGCCCUCAGUUAUGUUGUCAACAACAAACCCCAGGUUCUGCUAGAGCUCUGCCGCGGGUAUGACUCGAAGGAAAGUGCUACCCCGGCUGGCACGGUACUACGCGAGGUGCUCAAGAACGAGGCGGUGGCCGCCAUUAUUCUUUACGACGAUGGCGAAGAACCUGGUUCCAGUUUGAAGGGGGUCACAGCAAUUGACCGCGAGCGCCCGCAGAGUGGAAACGGGGUGUUUUGGAGGUUCUUUGACUGGAUCGACAAGAGUUCUUUCGAAGUCGCGGCUGACGCAUUCACGACAUUCAGGGAACUCUUGACCAAACACAAGGAACUGGUCCCCCGAUAUCUCUCGAUCAAUUUCGACCUCUUCUUUGAGAAAUACAACCACACUCUCGUACAGUCCAACAGCUAUGUGACUAAACGCCAGUCAAUCAAGCUGCUGGGAGAACUGCUUUUGGACCGGUCGAAUUAUAAUGUCAUGACGGCUUACGUCGAUCGAGGCGAACACCUCAAAAUCAUCAUGAACCUCCUCAGGGAUGAUCGGAAGAUGGUCCAGUACGAGGGGUUUCAUGUGUUCAAGGUCUUUGUGGCUAACCCCCACAAGUCUGUUGCUGUUCAGAAGAUUCUGUUGAUGAACCGCGACAAGUUGCUCAAUUUCCUAUCACACUUUCUGGAAGACCGAACAGACGACGAGCAAUUCAUCGAUGAGCGCGAGUUCCUCAUCAAGCAAAUCCGCAACAUGCCGUCACAGCCGGUCCCACCCACACGGCAGCUGAACCACGGCAUGUGAUCGCAGCUCUCUUUGUGUUGCCAGUUCCCUUUCAUACGGCGUGCUGGCCAUUACGGCGUGCUGGCAAUGGCCAGCACAAGGUGUUUAUUCACAAACACGCGUAGCGCGAGCUCGUGAGCGUGGAGAUGCAGGUAGCACGUUGAAGCUGCCAUGCCAGUCAUCUUUUGAGCACAGCAGUAGAGACGUUCAUAGAUGCAUGAGCUUAGGCGUUUGGGAUGUUUUUAGCAGCGACAUGUUCCUUGUCGCUCUUUUUUCUACCUUGACUUUUUAGACUUCAGCAAAUACUUGAGCACGAGGCAAAGAUAUUCCCAAUAAAGUUUGAACUCCUUUCACUGAAC